CCCUUAUUAUCCAUCAUGUCUGAAGAAACUGCUGAGAAGAACAUCGAGAUCUGGAAGAUCAAGAAGCUUAUCAAGUCCUUGGAAGAAGCCAGAGGUAAUGGUACCUCGAUGAUUUCUCUUAUCAUCCCUCCAAAGGGUCAAAUUUCCCUCACACAACAAUUACUUACUGAAGAAUAUGGUACUGCCUCCAAUAUCAAGUCUCGUGUCAAUCGUUUGUCUGUGUUGUCUGCCAUCACCUCGACCCAACAGAAGUUGAAGUUGUACAACACUGUGCCAAAGAAUGGGUUGGUUGUGUAUUGUGGUGAUGUGAUCACCGAUGAAGGAAAGGAAAAGAAAUUGAAUAUUGAUUUCGAACCUUUCAAGCCUAUUAACACCAAGUUGUAUCUUUGUGACAACAAGUUCCAUGUAGAAGCCUUGAAUGAAUUGCUUGAAAAUGAUGACCGUUUCGGGUUCAUCAUCAUGGAUGGUAAUGGAGCCUUGUUCGGUGCCGUGUCCGGUAAUACUCGUGAAGUGUUGCACAAGUUCACCGUUGAUCUUCCAAAGAAGCAUGGUAGAGGUGGUCAAUCCGCUAUGCGUUUCUCCCGUUUGAGAGAAGAAAAAAGACACAAUUAUGUCAGAAAAGUCGCUGAAGUCGCCGUACAAAACUUUAUCACCGCCGAUAAGGUCAACUGUAAAGGUUUGAUUUUGGCUGGUUCCGCUGAUUUCAAGACUGAAUUGUCCAAAUCCGACCUUUUCGACAACAGAUUGCAAGCCAAGGUUAUCAAGAUUGUCGAUGUUUCAUACGGUGGGGAGAACGGGUUCAACCAAGCCAUUGAACUCUCCGCUGAAACUUUGGCCAACGUUAAGUUUGUCCAAGAAAAGAAGUUGCUUAAUGACUACUUUGACGAAAUUUCCCAAGACACCGGUAAGUUCUGUUACGGUAUUGAUGACACUCUUAAGGCCUUGGAUUUGGGUGCCUGUGAAGUUCUCAUUGUCUACGAAAACUUGAACAUCAUACGCUACACCUUCAAGAACUCCGAGGGUGAAGAAGUCAUUGCCACUGCCAACCCAGACCUCCCAGACAAGUCCUACUCCUUGGACAAGGCCACUGGUGCUGAAAUGGAAGUCGUCAAGGAAGAAACCUUGUUGGAAUGGCUUGCUGAAAACUACAAGAACUUUGGUGCCAACUUGGAGUUUGUCACCGACAGAUCUUCCGAAGGUGCACAAUUCGUCCAAGGUUUCGGUGGUGUAGGUGCUAUGUUGAGAUAUAAGGUCAACUUUGAACAAUUGGCUGAUGACACUGAUGACGAUGAGUUCUAUGAUGAUGAUGAUGAUUUCAUUUAGAUGAUAGAUUGUAAUAAAAGUAGUAAAGGAUGA
Messenger RNA from [Candida] anglica, 1356 nucleotides. Lineage: Eukaryota; Fungi; Ascomycota; Pichiomycetes; Serinales; Debaryomycetaceae. The record is from the annotation of a GenBank genome assembly.